Molecule: messenger RNA, 1870 nt
Organism: Triticum urartu
Lineage: Eukaryota; Viridiplantae; Streptophyta; Magnoliopsida; Poales; Poaceae
Product: nodulin MtN21 /EamA-like transporter family protein
Cellular component (GO): chloroplast; membrane
Source: RefSeq, a predicted model, not a curated record
CACCCACACGCGUUCCUAAAAAAGAAAAAGAAAACCCACCCACACGCCGAGUGAGCUGAGCUGAGCUCGACACGCCGAGCGAGCGGAAACACACCCUCGCCGCUCCUCUCUCCUCCCGUCGUGCCGGCCGCUGCCGGGGCCGCCUUUCGACCCGCCGGAUCACCGCAGCACCCCGCUCGAGCGCCGGCCGGCAGGCCGUGAUGUCCACCGCCGCGCCCUUCCGCCUCCUCCUCCCGCUCCACCCACCACUAACUCCCAGACGCCAUUCCGCUCCCGUUCUCCCCUCUGUCCCACGCCGCGGCACCGUCCCCAGCCCCCGCCUCCGCCUCCGUCUCCGUCUCGCAGCCGGGGGCGGCGAUGCGCCUCCGCCCGCAGCCGACGAACUCGACUGCGUGGGCACGGGCAGCGACGUCGAGUGCGUCGUCGACGGCGACCCUGGGGCGGAGGAGGGGGUCGCCCCGGCGCUUGCGGGGAGGGAGUGGUGGGAGUGGGUGUCGCUGGUGUCGCCCUUCUUCUUCUGGGGCACGGCCAUGGUGGCCAUGAAGGGGGUCAUACCCAAGACCGGGCCCUUCUUCGUCGCCGCGCUCCGCCUGCUCCCCGCGGGCGCGCUCGUCGUCGCCUUCGCAGCCGCGCGGGGCAGGAAGCAGCCCUCCGGGUGGGCCGCCUGGGGCGCCAUCGCCGCCUUCGGCCUCAUCGACGCCGCAUGCUUCCAGGGCUUUCUCACUGAGGGCUUGCAGAAGACAUCGGCUGGCCUCGGAAGCGUCAUAAUUGACUCCCAACCAUUGACGGUUGCUAUCCUUGCAGCGCUAUUCUUCGGAGAGUCUAUCGGGGCGAUAGGAGCUGGGGGGCUCGUACUGGGUGUUGUUGGGCUUUUGCUCCUCGAGGUUCCAGCACUGUCAGUUGAAGGAAACAACACAUCAGUCUGGGGGAGUGGAGAAUGGUGGAUGUUCCUCUCGGCCCAAAGCAUGGCGGUCGGAACUAUCAUGGUUCGCUGGGUAUCAAAGUAUUCUGAUCCAAUCAUGGCAACAGGAUGGCACAUGGUAUUAGGUGGGAUUCCUUUGUUGGUUAUAUCUGUUGUUAAUCACGAUCCUGCUCUUAAUGGACACAUUCAAGAACUUACAUGGAGUGACAUGGCAGCUCUGGGUUAUACAUCUAUAUUCGGCAGUGCUGUCAGCUAUGGUGUCUACUUCUACAAUGCUACAAGAGGUAGUUUGACCACGCUUAGUUCUCUUACUUUCUUGACUCCUAUGUUCGCCUCCAUUUUUGGGUUCCUCUAUCUGGGAGAGACCUUCGCACCUGAGCAGAUCGGUGGUGCACUUCUGACAUUGGUUGCCAUCUAUAUGGUUAAUUACAAGAGCAUUAUAGGCGAGAAGUAAGAGACUGUCAAAAACUUGAUAGGUUCUGUGCCAGCCGGGUACUGCACUUCACUGGAGCACAUGUAACGGCGUUGUACAGGGGUUUGAAGAGUAAGUACAUGUUAGUAAUAAACAUCCCACCAAUUUGCACAGCUUGAAGAGGCAUAUCACAUGUGCGUCCCCGUAUUUGGACUAAAAAGAUGGUAUAAGCUGGUGCAAACAAGUUCUGUCAUCUGUCAAACAUAAUCGGAUGACUCGCCCACAACUCCUGUGUUGCACACUGAUGAGGUUGUCGAGGAUAAAGUCAUGCCUCUCUCCAUUUCAGCACAACUUUCUCACGUGGAGCUGAAAAAUGCAAAUAAAACCAAUUGUGUGGCUACAUAGUCAGAUGGUUUGCAUAAUAGCUGAUGUGUUGUACAUAUAUGGGAGAAGUAGCCCCUAUGUACAAGUAGUUGCUAGCAUGGAAAUAUCUAAUGAGCGAAAAAGCAAUUGUCUCUGGUGAGUUCUGAUCCUUA